Messenger RNA from Phytophthora nicotianae INRA-310, 783 nucleotides. RefSeq lists its product as hypothetical. Gene Ontology annotation, molecular function: cysteine-type deubiquitinase activity. The coding region runs from base 1 to 783 and encodes 260 amino acids. Lineage: Eukaryota; Oomycota; Peronosporomycetes; Peronosporales; Peronosporaceae. Gene Ontology annotation, biological process: protein deubiquitination; ubiquitin-dependent protein catabolic process. The transcript is spliced from 8 exons. The record is from RefSeq and is a predicted model, not a curated record. Gene Ontology annotation, cellular component: cytoplasm.
AUGUGGAUACACUGUUGCUUCAUUUGGGUUUUUCGCUGCUCGAUCCGAAGAACUGUAGCCAAGAUGAGCGACGACGGCAAGCACAAGCGCUGGUUUCCACUCGAGUCCAACCCGGAGGUCAUGAACUCAUACGUGGAGAAAAUGGGCUUCCCCACGUCUCAGUUUAGCUUCUGCGACGUACUGAGCACCGAGGAGUGGGCGCUGGCCAUGGUGCCGACUCCCGUAGUUGGAGUCAUUAUGCUUUUCCCGAUCAAGCCACACACGGAGGAAGCGGACAAGCAGGAAGCGGCCAGGAUCGAGAAGGACGGACAAGCAGUGUCCCCCAAUGUCUACUACAUGCGCCAGACUGUUGGCAACGCUUGUGGCACGGUGGGAAUUCUGCACGCAAUUGGCAACAUGCGCCACCUAGUGCAGCUGACUCCUGGGAGCUACUUGGACAAGUUUUUCAAUAAAACUAAGACUAAGUCACCGGAGGAGAUCGCGCAGUGCUUGGAAGAAGACGAUGAGUUGGAGGAAACUCACGGCAGUGCGGCGGAGGCUGGACAGUCGGAGCAACUGGAGAGCGUGGACGACCCGAUCAAUACGCACUUCGUGUGCUUCAGCUGUGUGGAUGGCAACCUGUACGAGCUCGACGGACGGAAGAAGCGUCCCAUCAACCACGGACCUUCGAGCCCUGACACCGUCCUACAGGACGCCUGCCAGGUCAUCAAGAAGUUUAUGGCCAGAGACGAAAGCGAGGUGCGCUUCACCAUCCUGGCACUGGCGAAGACGCCCACCGAGUAA